Messenger RNA from Penicillium verhagenii, 1554 nucleotides. RefSeq names its product cytochrome P450. Gene Ontology annotation, molecular function: oxidoreductase activity, acting on paired donors, with incorporation or reduction of molecular oxygen; monooxygenase activity; iron ion binding. The record is from RefSeq and is a predicted model, not a curated record. Bases 1 to 1554 code for a protein of 517 amino acids. Lineage: Eukaryota; Fungi; Ascomycota; Eurotiomycetes; Eurotiales; Aspergillaceae. The transcript has 3 exons.
AUGUCGGUCACCUCACUCGUGGCCGUGCUUGUCGCAGCGGUCGUACUAUAUAAAGGAAUUAUCUACCCUGCCUUUGUGUCGCCACUGGCCAAGAUCCCAAAUGCGCAUUGGAGUGUCCCUAUUUCGCCAGUAUGGAUGCUUUGGAAACGUUACCGGAUGCAGAAUAACCGGACUAUCCAGUCUGCUCACGAAAGACUUGGCCCGAUUGUCCGGCUUGGGCCAUCGGAGCUCUCCGUCAACUGUGUUGAUGGAGGCAUCAAGUCCGUGUAUACUGGCGGAUAUGAGAAGCAUGAGUGGUAUCCUCGUGUCUUUGGGUCGCUUGACACCGUGAGCAUGUUCACAAUGGUCGGAACGAAGACUCACUCCAUUCGUAAGAGAAUGUUGUCCAACAUCUACUCCAAAUCCACACUCCAGACUUCGCCUCACCUUAAGGUAGUCUCUGAUGCAGUGAUAUUCGAUCGUCUCCUGCCUAUCAUCAAGGAGUCCGUGGAUGCAGAUCAAAGCAUUGAUGUUCAUGACCUGAACAUGGGACUUACUCUCGAUUUCGUCUCGGGAUACCUCUUCGGUCUACGAAAUGGCACAAACCAUUUACAAGACCAUAAAUUUCGCAAGCACUGGCUGCACAUGUACCUAUGCCGCAAGCCAUUCGAGUUCUACCACCAAGAAGCCCCUAACUUUGCGCCAUGGAUGAAAUGCCUCGGUAUACGAAUUAUCCCCAAGUACUGCGACACUGCCAACGCAAUGCUCGAUACCUGGGCAUUGGAUCUCUGCGCCAGAGCCGGUGACUCACUCGACUCGACAGAUCCAGCAUCCGAACCAAUUGUAUACAAGCAGCUGAAACAGGGCCUCGACAAGCAAGACUUGAAAGCGGGCAUUUCCAACCCAGAUCCCAACAAGCAGAAGAACGACAUCGCCUGCGAAAUGUACGAUCAGCUCACAGCAGGCUUCGAGACAAGUGCCGUCGGCUUGACAUACCUGUUCUGGCAGUUAUCAAGACACCCGGAGAUCCAAGAGAGACUUCGUGAAGAACUACUAACCCUCGAUCCACCGAUCUCUUUCCCCAAAUCUAACGAGCUGCCCUCCGCAAAAUCGAUCGAUGCCCUGCCCCUUCUAGACGCAAUUGUUACCGAGACAUUACGUCUUCAUGCCCCGAUCCCAGGUAUCCAGCCUCGCGUAACGCCCGCGCCGUCUUGCACGCUGGCCGGUUACGACAACAUCCCGGCAAACACGCGAGUCAAUGCACAGGCAUACUCCUUGCAUCGCAAUCCGGAGGUCUUCCCCGAGCCAGAGUCUUGGGAGCCGAAACGCUGGCUGAAGGAAGAGAACUCGGUGGCCGAUCUCGAGGAACGGCGCCGCUGGUUUUGGGCAUUCGGAAGUGGAGGACGGAUGUGUGUCGGGAGCAAUCUCGCCUUGCAAGAAACGAAACUGGUUGCAGCGGCUAUCUUCUCGAACUUCCGCACCACCAUCGUGGAUGAUACAGACAUUGACGCUAUAGAUGCGUAUACUGUGCACCCGAAGGCCGAGAAGCUAGUCCUCAAGUUCCAGGCAGUUUGA